Messenger RNA from Guillardia theta CCMP2712, 1164 nucleotides. RefSeq lists its product as hypothetical. Bases 1 to 1164 code for a protein of 387 amino acids. Lineage: Eukaryota; Cryptophyceae; Pyrenomonadales; Geminigeraceae. The record is from RefSeq and is a predicted model, not a curated record. The transcript has a single exon. Gene Ontology annotation, molecular function: protein binding.
AUGGCAUACGGGGAGGAGCUGCUGAGAGAGAAGACCGAGGACGGCACGACAUGCGCGCAGUUGGCGAGUGUGGGAGGGCAUGUGGAGAUGCUGCAGUACCUUGCAGAGACAUUCGGAAAGGAGCUGCUGAGGGAGAAGGACAAUGACGGCUGGACAUGCGCGCACUUUGCGAGUCAGGAAGGGCAGCUGGAGAUGCUGCAGUACCUUGCAGAGACAUACGGAAAGGAGCUGCUGAGGGAGAAGGACAAUGACGGCUGGACAUGCGCGCAGUUGGCGAGUCAGGAAGGGCAUCUGGAGAUGCUGCGGUAUGUUGCAGAGACAUGCGGGGAGGAGCUGCUGAGAGUCAAGACCGAGGACGGCACGACAUGCGCGCACUUAGCGAGUAAGAAAGGGCAGCUGGAGAUGCUGCGGUAUGUUGCAGAGACAUGCGGGGAGGAGCUGCUGAGAGAGAAGACCAAUGGCGGCACGACAUGCGCGCACUUUGCGAGUCAGGAAGGGCAUCUGGAGAUACUGCAGUACCUUGCAGAGACAAGCGGGGAGGAGCUGCUGGGAGAGAAGACCGAAGACGGCUGGACAUGCGCGCACUUUGCGAGUCAAGGAGGGCAUGUGGAGAUGCUGCAGUACCUUGCAGAGACAUGCGGAGAGGAGGUGCUGAGAGAGAAGACCAAUGAUGGCAAGAGAUGCGCGCACUUCGCAAGUGUGGGAGGGCAGCUGGAGGUGCUGCGGUACCUUGCAGCGACAUGCGGAGAGGAGGUGCUGAGAGAGAAGACCAAUGAUGGCUGGACAUGCGCGCAUGCAGCGAGUCAGGAAGGGCAGCUGGAGAUGCUGCGGUACCUUGCAGAGACAUGCGGGGAGGAGGUGCUGAGAGAGAAGACCAAUGAUUGCUGGACAUGCGCGCACUUUGCAAGCAAUGUUGGGCAGCUGGAGGUGCUGCGGUACCUUGCAUCAACAUGCGGAGAGGAGCUGCUGAGGGAGAAGACCAAAGCCGGCUGGACAUGCGCGCAUGCAGCGAAUGAAAACGGGCAUCUGGAAGUGCUGCGGUACCUUGCAGAGACAUGCGGGGAGGAGGUGCUGAGGGAGAAGGACCAAGACGGCAAAACAUGCUUGACUCUGGCUCGUAACUCAGAUGUCAAGGAAUAUCUUACAAGUUUAGGUGUUGACUAA